Messenger RNA from Drosophila sulfurigaster albostrigata, 2520 nucleotides. RefSeq lists its product as uncharacterized. The record is from RefSeq and is a predicted model, not a curated record. Lineage: Eukaryota; Metazoa; Arthropoda; Insecta; Diptera; Drosophilidae. Bases 9 to 986 code for a protein of 325 amino acids. The transcript has 5 exons.
CGAUAAUAAUGCCGAUUGCCAGUGCAAUGUUAUCCAGUGGCAACGCCAAAGUGGCAGCACGUAAACAAAGUGUUUUAACAUCAAAUCCAAAUCGCGUAGUUGAUAAUUGUGUAUUUUAUGAAUUAAACAAGCAAUAUAGAAUGGUUGAGGAAAAGUCCAUAAAUCUACUAUGGAACUGCGCCAAAGAGUUGACAACGGCGACACACGCCGAGCGAUUGCUCAAAUCCUACUACACAAAUACCUGUCGCAAGUUGGCCAAGCACAGCAUCCAGUUGCCCGCUGACUGCGUGGGCGCAGCAAGGAUGUGCAAGCGUUGUGGCAACCAGUGGGCCGAUGGCAAUUAUGAGCUGCAGUUGCAACCACAACGCUUGGCAAACAAUGCAAAAAGAAGGCGGUUAAUCGCUCGCCUGGAUGUGGAAAAGGAAAAGGCCAAAGCGAAGCAGGGCAAGUUGAGCAUUGGGGCGAGGAAGCGCGCCAAAUGGCUGAAGAAACGCAUGGCCAGUAAUAUUGCUGUUGACUGCUCGCUCUGUGGACACAACACUAUGUUGCCGCUUGAAAAGCCUAAAAAACGCUCGAAAGCUGCCGAAACAAUUGCACCGCCAACAGCAACAACAAAAACAACUGAAGUGGCGAGCAAAAAGAAAAAGAAGAAAAAGAAAAAUCAAGAUGUCAAUGCUGGGCUGAAGCUUCCCCCGCCCCAAACACAAUCACAACAGCAGCAGCAACAACUACAAAAGACGCCGACAGCGCAGAAAGCGGCGCCCACAAUAACAAAAACUACAACUACACCCAAGGCAGCAGGGCAAAACAGCAAACAAAAGAAGAAAACGAAAACAACGCCCGCAGUCAGCAGCGCAGCACCGAAAGUGCAAUCGAAAACACAAAAACAAAAUGCAUUGCUACAAUUGGCAGCGCAUCUAAAAUCACACGCGUUUAAAACCGCCAGCAAAACGCCUCAAGAUCGCUUGCAAGCGUUGCUCAAGUAACGACGUUUGCAAAUGGAUUUAAAGUACAAAAGUUUGUUGUUUUUUAGUUCGAAUUAAGAAAAGACUUGUUAUUGCAUAUAAUUAAAAGUUAGCAUAAAAGCACAGACAACAACAACAUGAAUCAGCAGACAUUGUUGCAACAAGCAGCAACUCGUGGAGCGAGUGAAUCACAGCAACUGUUUGCCACUUCUCUGAUAACCUGUUAUCCCAACAGCAGCAACUGCCACAUAAAGUCACGCAAUAAGUCGAGACAAGUCGAGUUAUCAGUGCCCAGCAUUAUUGGCCAGUCAAGGUUGCGAGCCAAGUUUCCCAGAGAAUUCUUAAUUUAUUUCGCAGCAAACAUUUCAUUAAAAUUGAGUUGUUGUGCAGCAAAGAUGCCAGCACGUCUUUCCUGCCAAAAAAGGCAACAUCUUAAACUACAACAACAGCUUCAACUUCAGCUUAUCUGCCGCCAAAAACAACAAUGAACAAGAAGAGUGAGUGUGGAGCGGGAGCAGGGAGCGGGGGCAAUCCUGUAGAUUGGCUUUUAAACAAGGAUCGAAUUUCUAAGUUGCCCCGGCAUCGGCAACAACAUCUGCCACAGUUGCUGCUCUUCUUCGCUUUACUUGCUGCGCACAUUAGAAGAAGAUUUCUGGUUUUUAUUUCUGUUUUGGUUUUAAUUUUUUUCUCUUCUUUUUCGGGUUGGCGAGCCUGUUUUCAUUUUUUGGCCAUGUUGGGGAACGAUGCUUCAAAUUGUGCUGUGUGGCAAAAUGGAGCAUGCAGUCGAAAUUAACAUUUUCAUAUUUUCGGCUUUAUGCAAUGCAUGAAUAAUAACAACAACAAACGAUAUUACUUAGUCGUUUCGUUGUUGUUGUUCCGCUUUGCGUUCUACAAAGCAAAAGAACAACAACAACAAGCAAAACGAUUCGUAUUGCUGCCUGGGCGCCUCGUCGUGCGUGUUCGUCUUCGGCCUCGGCUUCGGCUCCCCCACGAACAGCAGCAGACAACAACGGCGGCAGCGACAGUUCUAGUAUCUGGCCUCUGGCUGAGCUGCAACCAGCAGUCAACAGUCAGUUGCGUUCGUGUGUUUCACGGUCGCGCACACACAAGUCGCGCUUAAAAGCUCUUGGUGAGAGCGCGUUCGCGCUCGCUUGCACCCCCCACACACCGUUCGGUUAGCCCGUUCACACACAUACAACUAAAGUGCGGCUUCUCGGAUUCGCAAUGAAAAGCGCGUCUGUGUUCGCAUUGGUUCUUCGGAGAGCGUAGAAAAGCUGUUGUUAAGCUUAAGCAGAAAAGGUGUCAACGUCAACGCAAACAAGCGCAAAGUGCUGUGCUCCCGGUUAACGCUGAUCCGAGGCGAGUGCAUGUGAUUUUUAAUAGAAUGUGCUAUUUAAUUUUGACAGUAAACUGUUAAUUGUUAACAAAAAUCUCAGUGUGCAUAUGUCUCUCUGGUUGUUGUUGUUGCACAACAAAAGGCCAACAACAACAAAAACAGCAUAAUAAUAACAAGAGCAAAUCGUAAAUCAAACAUCAACAAUAACAACAACAACAA